AUGUCGGACUGCAAAACUGAGCAACGAGUUAACAUCAAGUUUCUGGUUAAACUUACGAAAUCCUCGUCGGAAACUUUUCAAUUAUUGACUGAGGCUUACGGUGAAGAUUGCAUGUCUCGUGCACGCGUUUUUGAAUGGCACAAACGAUUUUCGGAAGGCAGAGAAACCGUGAAAGAUGAUGACCGUCCAGGCCGCCCACGCACAGCAGUUACCGAUGACAAAAUUGAAAAAAUUCGAGAUAUGAUUAGAAAAAACCGUAGGUUGGGUGUUCGAGCAAUAGCUGAGAAAGUUAAUUUAGACAGGGAAAGUGUUCGGCGCAUUCUAAAGGAAGAAUUGAACAUGACAAGGAUUAAGUCCGUGCUCAAAGGAACCAAUUUUUUGUCGGAAGAAGAAGUGAAAGCAAAAACGAUGGAGCUCCUCAACAGCCUUACAGAACAUGAUCUGCGGAAUUGCUUUGAACUGUGGCAGCAUCGUAUGCAGCUGUGUGUCAACUCAGAAGGGAACUACUUUGAAGGCGAUCACAGUUGA
Homarus americanus (American lobster) is the source of this 528-nucleotide messenger RNA. RefSeq names its product protein GVQW3-like. The record is from RefSeq and is a predicted model, not a curated record. Gene Ontology annotation, molecular function: nucleic acid binding. Lineage: Eukaryota; Metazoa; Arthropoda; Malacostraca; Decapoda; Nephropidae. Bases 1 to 528 code for a protein of 175 amino acids. The transcript is spliced from 2 exons.